Molecule: messenger RNA, 1974 nt
Organism: Alternaria atra
Lineage: Eukaryota; Fungi; Ascomycota; Dothideomycetes; Pleosporales; Pleosporaceae
Exons: 1
Coding region: 1-1974 (657 amino acids)
Molecular function (GO): protein binding
Source: RefSeq, a predicted model, not a curated record
AUGGCGAACAACCAACGGGAGGAUAACACAAUCUACCUAACGGAGAAAGAGGCGGAGCGCAUCCAGAAAACAGUCAGGGAACGGUUAGAAAAGUGCAAGGAGCAGAGCGGAAAUGCAAAGGCUCCAAGAGACAAACUAGCCGCUCACCAGCAAGCCACUGGUGCAGCGCUCAUGGCAGAUAUGGGCGGUGCACCGGAUCCGGAUAUGAUGCAAACCCAGGGCAGGACCUCAACUACGAUCCCUGUCAUUGGCGUAGGCCAGCCAUAUCCGCCGUGCACAAUUCCGCUGUCAGAUUUGAAGCCCAUGAAGAUGGCAGACCUGAAGAUGGAGACGCAUCAUCGAGGCUGCAAACUGAUGGUUAAGCGAGAAAGCCCUGUAGUCACACUCGUAGCGAGGUCAUGGACUAUGGUUCAAGAUGAGGGCGGGAGUGAUGCAGAACGCUUGGAGAUAUUGCUGCACAAAUCACGGUACAGCGAGGAUGUGUUGGAGUCGACGAAGCAGUUCAUCAUCAAGGAGCCGUACUUUACCCUUACAGAGCAGGGAGAGCCUACACUUCGAAUCGACCAUCCCUCAGACCUAGUCGUUUGUCACGAGGAGGGCCCAAAGACAUUUGAUGAUACGGCAGCAGCAGAGAAGGCAGCUACACGAUUCAAAACUCAAGGAAACAACGCACUCAAAAAGCAGGACCUCCCACUCGCCCAUGAGAAAUACACCAUCGGCCUGGCGAUCGCAAAUCAGGAGAUUGUCACAGAAACGAACCCAGAUCUAGCGCGCGACAUCUCUCGGAACCGCGCUUACGUAAACUUGUUGUUGGGUCGAUUGGAUGAAGUGAAGACUGAUGCGCGAGCCUCACUGACCGGACGAGACGACCAGAAGUCGAAAGAACUGGAUAGCAAAGCAUACUACCGCGCAGGAUCAGCUUCAUACAACCAAAGCCGCUGGCAGGAAGCUAAACGGUUCUUCCAAGAGGCACAGAAGCUCACCCCCGAUGACAAAGAUACCAAGAUACAAUUGAAGAAGAUUGAAGCACGUCUACGUGAAGAAGAAACAGGAGCCUACGACCUGAUGAAGAUCAGAACCAGUCUUUCCAAGGCUCGAUCACGAGUCGAUGCCGGAAACUUCACCAAGAACACUGUAAUCAAAGACAGUCCAGGAAAAGGCCGUGGGUUGUACGCUACUCGUGACUUGGCCUCUGGAGAAAUAGUCAUGUGCGAGAAGGCCUUCUGCGUAGUAUGGGGUCAUGAAGAAGACACUCUUACAGCCAUGACGUACGAUACCCGCGAUGACCGCAUCCGCGUCGCACCUGUCGGUCUCGCCAAAGCCCUCGUGCAGAAAUGCCUCAACCAGCCUUCCCAGACUGAAGAUCUUAUGGACCUCUUCGGCGACUAUCAAGGGGAGGGUGAAGACAUUUUCUCAAACGAAGACGGCCCCAUUGUGGAUGUUUUCCGCGUCCACGAUAUCAUGUCUCGUAACGGUUUCGGCCCUGGAAGCCAAUUUGGAGAAGAAAGCGCUAGGAACGCUAGUACGGGUCUUUGGCGCCACGCCGCAUACAUCAAUCACUCGUGCCUCGCUAAUACAACGAAAGAGUUUGCCGGUGACAUGAUCAUCAUCCGCGCCACGGAGCCCAUCAAAGCCGGUGAUGAGAUCUUCCACCCAUAUGAUGCUUCGCUUGAUUACGAGACUAGGCAGGGUUUCCUGGAGAGGACAUGGGGUUUCAGGUGUUUAUGCAAGCUUUGCGAUGCAGAGAAAGAGGACGGUCAGGAGGUCAGAGACAAGAGAAUGGAGUUGGUGGGUGAGGCAGAUGCUUUUAUCGACAAGACGCCAUGGGCUGGGGCGAAGAGAGUGGCGCUUAGGAAGGCAGCUAAUAUCUUGAAGAGUCUUGACGCAACUUAUGAUGAGGAGAGAUGGGAUGGAUUGCCUAGGAGGCACACCGAAGGGAUCAAGGCGUGGCUGGUGAGGGCUAGCCCACGGUAG